This is a messenger RNA of Punica granatum (pomegranate), 5806 nucleotides long. NCBI's taxonomy places the organism in Eukaryota, Viridiplantae, Streptophyta, Magnoliopsida, Myrtales, Lythraceae. The record is from RefSeq and is a predicted model, not a curated record.
CCUCUCCUCCUCCUUCUUCCUCAUUUCUCAUCUUCUCACAGCUCCUCUCUCUGCAGUCUCAAUUCCCCCUCUCUGCGAAUUCCUCUCCUCCUCAGCUCCAAUCCCGCCGGUAAUGCAUCUCUACAACGCUUGGCUGCCCCCGCCGGUGGCCGAGGAGACCAAGCGGGAGGCCGAGUCGUUCUCCCAGGUCGUCCGCACCGUCAAGGAGCUCUACCGCCCGGACGAUCCCGAUUCCGUCUACGCCACCCUCCGAUGGAUUUCCGUGCUCGAGCUCUUCAUAAAGGCAAAAAGUGAAGUUAGUCUGGAAGAUGUUGCCACUCUUGUGGAUAUGGGGUUGGAGUUGUUUCAUAAGUUACAGAAUAAGCUUUAUGCCCAGGUAAGAUGGGGAAAUCUUUUAGUCAGGGUUCUCAAUGAGUAUCGGAAGAAGUUAUCUUUGAAAGUCAUGUGGCGCCCCCUGUAUGAAACUUUGGUUAAUACCCAUUUUACAAGAAGCACUGGUCCUGAGGGCUGGAGAUUAAGACAAAGGCAUUUUGAGACAGUAACCUCCCUUGUUCGAUCUUGCCGGAGAUUCUUCCUGCCUGGUUCUGCCUUUGAGAUAUGGUCCGAAUUUGAAUGUUUGCUUGAAAAUCCUUGGCACAAUGCUUCCUUCGAAGGUUCUGGCUUUAUUAGGCUGUUUCUUCCCACAAACUUGGAUAAUCGAUACUUCUUCUCAAAGGAGUGGAUUGAGAAGUGCAUAGCUGUUUGGGAUGCCAUACCCAAUUGUCAAUUCUGGAACAGUCAGUGGGCAGCAGUCAUAGCUCGUGUCAUAAAAAACUACAGCUUUAUUGACUGGGAGCCAUUUUUACCUGUGCUUUUUGCUAAAUUCUUGAAUAUGUUUGAGGUCCCUGUGGCCAAUGGAAGUGGAUCAUAUCCUUUUUCGGUCGAUGUUCCUCGAAAUACAAGGUUUCUAUUUCCAAAUAAGUCAUCAACCCCAGCAAAGGCCAUUGCGAAAGCCAUUGUGUAUCUACUCAGGCCAGGUAGCACAGCCCAGGAGCAUCUUGAAAAAUUGAUCAACCUCUUAGAACAAUAUUACCAUCCAUCUAAUGGGGGUCGCUGGACUUAUUCUUUGGAGCGCUUUUUGUUCUACUUGGUGGGUACAUUCCAGAAACGCCUGCAACGUCAGCAACGGCAUAUGGAUGAGAAUGGUGCAGCUAGACCGGCCUUAGGAAAGCUGGAAAGGUCUUCUUUUGUCAAUGUGGUGCUGAAAUUGGUUGACCGUGGUCAAUAUAGCAAGAAUGAGCACCUCUCUGAGACAGUUGCUGCGGCAACAUCUAUUCUGUCUUAUGUUGAACCUUCUGCAGUUCUUCCCUUUUUAGCUUCUCGGUUUCAUAUGGCACUGGAGACGAUGACCGCUACCCACCAACUGAAAUCUGCUGUAAUGUCGGUUGCAUUUGCUGGGCGGGCGUUGUUUUUCACAUCCCUAUCAACUUCUCAUAAACUGGAUGAUCCUAGCACUGCAGACUCCUUUAUUAACCUCUUGGUGAUAUCCUUGUCCAAUGCAUUACUUGGUAUGGAUGCCAAUGACCCUCCCAAGACUUUGGCAACCAUGCAGUUGAUUGGAUCCAUAUUUUCCAAUAUGGCUACCCUGGAAGAUUACACAGAUGAUUCGUCAUUUAUGUCGAUGAUCAGCCUUUCUGAGUGGUUAGAUGAGUUCUUGAUUCGUCUGUUCACAUUACUUCUUCACUUGGAGCCCAACAGCGUCCUAAAUGAAGGCCUGCAUUCUUCAGCAACAUCUGGAACUUUUCUAGUUGAAGAUGGCCCUUAUUACUAUUGCAUGCUUGAAAUUUUGCUGGGGAGACUAUCUAAACCACUAUUUAACCAGGCUUUGAAGAAAAUUUCCAAGUUUGUGAAAACAAACAUCCUUCCUGGUGCAAUUGCAGAGGUUGGACUGCUUUGCUGUGCAUGUGUCCAUUCAAAUCCAGAAGAGGCAGUUGCUUCCCUUGUGGAACCAAUUUUAUUGUCUGUUCUAUCCUCUUUGAAAGGAACUCCUCCCACAGGAUAUGGAGGAGGUGGAAUUUUUGAUAAUUCAAUAUCAACUAAGGAUAAACCAACUCUAUCUCCAGCUCUUGAAACAGCAAUUGAUUACCAACUAAAGGUGCUAUCCGUUGCAAUAAGUUUUGGAGGACCUGCUCUUCUUAAAUAUAAGAAUCAAUUAAAAGAUGCUGUAGUUUCUGCAUUUGAUUCACCUUCUUGGAAGGUGAAUGGAGCAGGUGAUAAUUUACUGCGGGCACUUCUUGGUAGUCUUGUUCUUUACUACCCAGUUGAUCAAUACAAAUGUAUUUCGCGUCAUCCUGUUGCCGAAGCAUUAGAGAAAUGGAUCAGCACAAAAGAUUAUUCCGAUGAUGAACCAUUGGUGGCCCCAAAAUGGCACAUUCCAAGUGAGGAAGAAAUUCAGUUUGCCAAUGAACUUUUAGACCUUCAUUUCUGCUCUGCCUUGGAUGAUCUUUUGAACAUAUGCCAGAAUAAAGUGCAUUCUGAUCCUGGAAAUGAAAAAGACCACUUGAAAGUCACUCUGUUGCGUAUAGAUUCCUCAUUGCAAGGUGUUUUAUCAUGCUUACCUGAUUUCAGCCCAUCCUGCAAAAAUGGGAUUGUCAAAGACCCAGGCUUUAUGCCUUUCUUGAUUGCUGGAGCAACAGGACCAAAGGUUGGCAGCACUGCGCUGCGGGAAAAAGCUGCUGAGGUCAUGCAUGCAGCAUGCAAGUACCUAUUGGAGAAAAAAUCAGAUGACAGCAUCCUAUUAAUACUUGUCAUACGAAUCAUGGAUGCUCUGGGAAACUAUGGAAGUAUGGAGUAUAAUGAGUGGGCAAACCACAGGCAGGCUUGGAAGUUGGAGUCUGCUGCCAUAGUAGAACCUCCAGUGAAUUAUAUUAUUUCGUCUCACUCUAAAGGAAGAAGAAGGCCAAGGUGGUCGCUUGUUGACAAGGCAUAUAUGCAUACUACUUGGAGAUCAUCACAGUCAUCCUAUCAUCUGUUUCGCGCGAGUGGAAAUUUCUCUCCAUCAGACCAUCUGCUUCUUUUGAUUGAUGAUCUUCUUACUCUUUCAGUGCAUAGCUAUGAAACUGUUCGAGCGAGUGCUGGAAAGUCAUUGUUGAAGAUGAUAAAGAGAUGGCCGAUGACGAUCUCAAAGUGUGUACUCACCCUCACAGCCAACUUGAGCGAUCCCACUGCUCCAGAAUAUGCAGUUUUGGGUUCCUGUACAGUUCUGUCCUCGCAAACGAUUCUGAAACAUUUGACAAUAGAUCCAAAGUCAUUUUCAGCAUAUGUAAUCGGAAUCCUUUCAAGCUCUCAUCAUGAACCACUGAAAGCUCAAAAGGCAAUAAAUGAGCUCUUUGUCAAGUUCAAUAUCCAUUUUGGGGGAGUACCUAAGAACUUUUUCAGGACAGCUGAUAAUAAAUCAGAUGCACCAAAAUUUUCAGAUUUGGUUUCCCAAAUUGGUUCCAUGAGUUUUGAUUCUACAGGCUUGCAUUGGCGGUAUAAUUUGAUGGCAAACCGAGUUUUGUUGCUAUUGGCUAUGGCAUCUAGGCAUGACCCUAAUACCUCUUCCAAGAUUUUGAGUGAAACAGCUGGUCAUUUCUUGAAGAAUCUAAAGAGUCAACUUCCUCAGACAAGAAUACUUGCCAUCUCAGCUUUAAAUAUACUGCUGAAAGAAUCUCCUUAUAGACUUUCAGUUGACGAACAUCGGGGACUCCAUGAAGAGAUGCUAAGUGCUGAUUCAUCUCUUGAAGGAACAUUAACUCAUAUAAUCCAGGAAGAGGGAUUCUUUCAUGAAACUUUCAGUAGCCUGUCCAACGUACAUAUAAUAACCGACAGUGAUGGUGCAUCUUCCAGUGGAAGGCAUGGAAACUCAUCCUUUCAGAGUGUGGCAGACAAAUCAAUCACCCGUUUCUAUUUUGAAUUUUCAUCUUCAUGGCCACGGACUCCUAGUUGGAUAUCUCUAGUAGGAAGUGAUACUUUUUACUCAAACUUUGCACGGAUAUUCAAACGACUAGUACAGGAAUGUGGAAUGCCUGUUUUAUUGGCAAUUAAGAGUAGCCUUCAGGAAUAUGCAAAUGCAAAGGAGAGGUCUAAACAGUGUGUUGCUGCUGAAGCUUUUGCAGGGUUACUGCACUCUGAUGUAGAUGGCCUUCUGGAAGCAUGGGACAAUUGGAUGAUGGUUCAGUUGCAGAACAUGAUCCUAGCACAAUCAGUGGAGUCCAUACCUGAGUGGACAAUGUGUAUACGAUAUGCGGUUACAGGAAAAGGGAAAUUCGGGACAAAGAUUCCACUUCUUAGGACACGAAUUUUGGACUGUCUAGCAAAGGCUUUGCCCGUAAAUGCAUCGACUACUGUGGUUGCUAAGCGGUAUGCUUUCCUUUCAGCUGCCCUUAUAGAAUUGUCCCCCCAGAGGAUGCCAAUUGAUGAGAUACAUCUUCAGAGUAACCUGCUGAAGGAAUUACUUGAUAAUAUGUGCCAUUCAUCUGCCCAAGUAAGGGAAGCCAUUGGAGUGACCCUUUCGGUGUUGUGCUCCAACAUUCGGCUUUAUACAUCAUGUUCUCAGGACCACUCACGUGAUGGAGAAAAGAGUGAUGUGUAUGAACAAAAUUGGGUUGAAUAUCUUUCUAGACAAGCGUCUGAGCUAGUUAUAAGGAUCCAGUCCUCUGCACCUUCAGAUCUUAUGGAGGAUGCUGCAGAAACUAGUCAUCAAAACGGUCACAUAAGUGGCAGUCUGAAAGACGACAUCAAAUGGAUGGAAACGUUAUUCCACUUUAUCAUCUCAUCUUUGAAGUCGGGAAGAUCUUCAUAUUUGCUAGAUGUUCUGGUGGAAUUUCUUUAUCCCGUAAUUUCACUGAAGGAAACAUCGCAUAAAGAUUUGUCUACAUUGGCAAAGGCAGCUUUUGAAUUGCUAAAAUGGAGGGUUUUCUGGCAACCUCAUCUCCAGAAGGUGGUGCACGUGAUCCUUACGUCAGUCAAUGAUUCCAACUGGCGGACUAGAUCUGCUACUCUGACAUAUCUCAGAACAUUCAUGUAUAGGCACAUCUUCAUUCUCCCUGCCACAGAGAAACAGCAAAUAUGGGAGGCUGUUGGUAGGUUACUUGUGGACAGCCAAGUGGAGGUAAGAGAGCAUGCAGCUGCUGUGCUAGCAGGUUUGAUGAAGGGAGGGGAUGAAAACUUAGCGAGCCAAUUCCGAGGCCAUGCUCUUGCAGAGGCCAAUAAUAUCCUAAAGAAGAAAAGAAGAGGCGUGAAAUCUGGUCAGUCGAUAGCUUCCACACACGGUGCUGUACUUGCUUUAACGGCUUCGGUGUUAUCAGUUCCUUAUGAUAUGCCCAGCUGGUUGCCUGAGCACGUCACGUUACUUGCACGCUUCGCUGGCGAACCAUCCCCAAUCAAAUCCACCGUCACAAAGGCAGUUGCCGAGUUCCGGCGGACACAUGCUGACACGUGGAAUGUCCAGAAGGAGUCAUUCACUGAAGAGCAGCUCGAGGUUCUCGCCGAUACGACGUCUUCAUCCUCAUACUUCGCUUGAUCGAGAAUUGCAUACUCCUAGUCAGAAACAUGAUGGUAUAGGAAGAACCAGCAAUCCCGACAACCUCAUUAAAUUUUAUCUCAUUUGUCUGUCGUGUAAUGUAUUUCUUAUAUAUUUUUAUCAUUCUUGAAUAUGGGCGAUCCUGCGCUUUGCUCCGUAUGUCUCCAUUGUUUAGCCUGUCGUUUAUCUACCUAAAUAGGUAAAACUCCGUAUUGCCCGUGCUCAUGUCUAAUGCAAUGCUGACAUUAUUUGUUGCUUUCACUA